CAGAAAUCAAUUUCUGCCGUUUCCACAGUUUGCCAACACUGAUAACACUUAUUUGAUCGAAUGAGUUGUUUUAAUAUUGAAGUGGCCUAAAAAGUUCAGAGUAGAUAUAUAAGUGCGUACAAAACAAUGUUUUGAAAAUGAAUGGAAGUGAGCUAAAUUUAACUAGCAGUAGUCACAAUACAACGAUCGAUUAUGAAACCGAGGAUUUCCCUAAUACAAUUUGGUACAAUAAGGGCACCAAAGAUCUCAUUACAAAGCUAUGUAUGUUUAUUCCUCUCUGCAUUGCGGGCUUAGCAGGUAAUUUAUGGGUAAUUUACGUCCUUAAGAGUAACAGACAUAUACGAACCCCCAGCAACUUAAUAUUAGGCAAUAUGGCAGUAGCAGACAUGUUAUCUACCAUAAUUUAUCCUUGUUUCAUAUUCGUAUAUGAUUACUAUCAAAAUUACAAACUGGGCCCUGUUGGAUGUAAAUUGGAAGGACCUUUGGAAUGUACAAUUUUACUGGCAAGUGUUAUAAGUAUGUCAGCAAUAACAUAUGAUAGAUUAACAGCGAUAGUAUUGCCUAAUGAAAGUAAAAUUGAUAAACCUAGAGCUAAAAUGGUCAUAUGUCUCUCAUGGUUGAUAGCGAUGGGUUUGUCGACUCCAUUGGGGUUUUUUAGGAACUAUAGGGAGCGCAAUUGGAAGAAUUUUGAUGAAACCUACUGCAUUGAAGAUGCCAUUGUGGUGAACAUAUACUGGUACGUCAUUAUUACCGCGUUAGUUCUGUUACCGUUAUCUAUACAGAUGAUUUGCUACAGCGCUAUAUUCGUAAAGCUAAGCAAAUAUGAAAAGAUUAUAGUGAAAAACUUCAGUCAUCACCAAAUGGGAUAUAAAAGAAAUGCUGCAAAAAUGAUGUUUAUUGUGAUACUGACCUUUAUGAUUUGUCAUUUGCCCUACACAGCUUUCAUAAUGUAUCGCCACCAAGUUUUAAAGGCUAGCGCAUCAGGGGUUACAACUAGUGUCACAAAUAUAGUGCAAGGAACAUAUUACACAUUAUGGUUUGCAUCCAAGUAUUUGCUUAUAGCCAACGCAGCCGUAAACCCAUUGAUUUAUUCUGUUACCAACGUGUCUUUCCGGACCGCAUUUAGAAAAACUAAGUUAUGUCGUUGGAUAUUAUCGGAGUCCUUACCAACAAAGACACCAAAUAAGAAACCUAAUCCACCUCAGAGUCCAAGCAAGGUUGGCAAAAGAAAAAACAUAUUUUUUAUAUUUAAAAAAUAUAAAUCUUCAGAUAUCAGGGAUUCAACGAGUACCAAAGUGGAAAUCGUUAAUACAAAAUUAUAAGCUAACGAUUACGAUAAGUUUUUCUUUGUAUUUUUUUUUACAGUUUUGGCAAUAAAUUGCAGAUGAUAAAACCGUAAAA
Messenger RNA from Anthonomus grandis grandis, 1401 nucleotides. RefSeq names its product substance-K receptor-like. NCBI's taxonomy places the organism in Eukaryota, Metazoa, Arthropoda, Insecta, Coleoptera, Curculionidae. Gene Ontology annotation, biological process: G protein-coupled receptor signaling pathway. Gene Ontology annotation, cellular component: membrane. The record is from RefSeq and is a predicted model, not a curated record. Gene Ontology annotation, molecular function: G protein-coupled receptor activity. The coding region runs from base 138 to 1322 and encodes 394 amino acids. The transcript is spliced from 8 exons.